UUGGGAAUAUUUUUCUGUUUUAGAACGAGUGUUGUGUAAUUUUUUUUCUUUUUUGGUGCUGUGUAAAAUAUAACCUUUAGCCAAAUCCAUUACAUUUCUUACAAAAUUAUGAAUCAAAAUAAAAUCGUCGGAAUCACAUGUGAUAUUAUUAAUAUACAGAUAUCGGAUUACGACCAUUCAUUGUGGUGGCACUUUUAAAAUAAAUUAAAGAUAUACAAGUAUAGUUCUAUACACAACAUUUACUAAACUGAGAUUAAUAUUUAGUAUUUAUUAUAUUAAUUGCUAAAUUCUAACAAAAAGGUUGAAAAGGAAUAACUUUUGUAACGGCGGAAAUGAGUCAGAAGAGAGUAAAAAGGCAAAUACGAAAAGGUGAAAGUUUUUUUUUUUUUGUGAUUCCUUUUGCAGGGAUUGCGUGUGAAAUACAGAUAUUUCGUUUAAAAAGGUAAAACCCAAGAAUGAUAAAAGAAAUAAAAAGUAACCAACGUUUUUUCACCAACACGUUUUCGAUGGCACGUGAGCACACCGCUCUUCACGUUCAGGAACGAAACACUCAAGCGAUCUCGUACACGCGCUAGUUUCAGACGCGCGAAACUAGUUUGUCCUAUUUCUCUGACUAGAUUCAACUUUUAUUGCGUCAUCAAAACUUUAUUACUAGUUGGUAACCUUUUUUCCACACUCAUCCAAAAGUAGUAUAAUUAGUCUGUUUUGUUUUCCACAAUAGUAUCAAAUACACAAAUUCUAAUAAUAUUCAUAAAAAAUAUAUUUCGCAACCGUAUAGCAAAUUACAAAGAUUAAUAUUUUAUCUUGUAGAUGAACUAGUGGAUACAUAAAAAUGCUUAACAAAUCAAUUAAUCGUCAAAUAAGUUAAUCAUAUAAUGGUUUACACUCCAAAAAAUAACGCUCAUUAAAAAAUUCGAAAACACUGCAACUCUGUCAAAGCAAAUAUUUUAGUCUUACAAAUUACGUAUAUUAGUUGGAUGUUUAUUGUCUAAAAAGGUACUUUCAAACCAAGUUUAAUGACUUUGAGGCUUUCGUCCCAUUAUAGCUGCAGACACAAUAACUUGGUCAUUUCUAAUGAUGUUAUAAUAUUUGGCGUCAAAUAAAUUCAAAUAGAUAGAUGAUUUUUUUUUUUUUUUGGCACAAAAUAGAUAGAUUAGACAUUGAAAAGCUAUGAGAAAGUUUUUGAAGUUGUUGUGAAGCAGAUGAUUCCAUCUUUCUUUUUCUUUACCAAUCUUCUUUUUUCACACGCGCUCACACUAACAAGACAGAUACAAUGAAAGUCCACAGUAACUCAAGAACAGAGACAGAGAUAACUUUUUGAAAAAGCUCCUAUUUUACCUUUCUGUUGAUCGCUUUUGUUUUUCUGUAAAAAGCCAUCUUUUGUGUUGCUCCUUUUUUACCUGAUAAACAAUUUUUCUCUGCCAAAACUUUCUUUCACUUCUUUUUAAAUUUAAUAUCUUGGCCGGUCCAGAAAGCUCUUAAUGCAAAGGUUUCUCCUUAUUAAGAUAACAAAGAGAAAGAAAAGAAAAACAGCAGCCAAGACUUUUUCUUUCUUCUCGUUGAGAUGAGAGCAGAUUUGAUUACAAUACAGCAAACGCUGACGCCCGAAGCAGCGACUGUUCUCAACCAGUCCAUCGCCGAGGCGACACGUCGCAACCAUGGCCACACGACGCCCCUCCACGUGGCGGCCACUCUCUUAUCAUCCUCCUCUGGUUUUCUCCGACAAGCUUGCAUCAAGUCCCACCCAAACUCCUCUCACCCACUCCAGUGCCGAGCUCUCGAGCUAUGUUUCAGCGUCGCCCUCGAACGCCUCCCUACUACUACAACUUCUUCCCCAUCGCAAACGCAGGAGCCUCCUCUUCUUUCAAACGCUCUAACCGCGGCUUUGAAACGCGCGCAGGCUCACCAGCGGCGCGGUUGCCCGGAGCAGCAGCAGCAACCGCUUUUGGCGGUUAAAGUCGAGCUCGAGCAGCUUAUCAUUUCGAUUCUCGAUGACCCGAGCGUAAGCCGGGUCAUGCGAGAGGCUAGCUUCUCUAGCCCCGCCGUGAAGUCCGCGAUCGAACAGUCUCUUUCUGGUAAUUCCGUUAGACAAGGCGGGAUGGUUAACCCGUCUUCAAUUGGAUUCGGUUAUCGACCUGUACCGGUUCCGGUUAACCGGAAUCCUUACGUUAACCCCCGGUUACACCAUAACGGUUCCUCGGGGGUGAUACAGAGGACAGACGAAGUUAAACGGGUCAUCGAUGUAAUGACCCGGACCCGGAGAAGAAACCCGGUUCUCGUCGGAGACUCGGAGCCUCAGAUUCUCGUUAAAGAGAUUCUCGCCAAGAUCGAGAGCGGAGAAUUUUCCGACGGUCCGCUUCGCAAUUUUCAGGUGAUCCGGUUGGAGAAUGAGUCAGCUGCGCAAAUGGCGACGAGGUUCGGUGAAAUCUCCGGGUUGGUGGAGACCCGGAUCGGGAAUUCGGGUUUGACCGGCGGUGUUGUUCUUGAUCUCGGAGAUUUGAAAUGGUUAGCGGCGGGCGGCGGCGGCGGCGGAGGAGGAGCUUUGGCGGAGAUGAGGAAGCUUUUGGAGAGGUACGAAGGGAGGUUAUGUUUUAUUGGUACGGCUACGUGUGAGACUUAUCUACGAUGUCAAGUUUAUUACCCUUCGAUGGAGAAUGAUUGUGAUCUUCAAGCGAUUCCGAUCGCCGCUAAAUCUAUUCUCCCGACCAUGUUCCAAAGGCUUGGGAGCAACUACAAUAAUAACUUCUUAUUAAGCAGUAAUAUCAUAUCUCCGACGAGAAGCUCCCAGAUUCCGACGAGUAAAAUGGGCUGUUGCUCUCUGUGUUUGCAGAGUUAUGAAAACGACGUCGCUAAAUUGGAAAAAUCAUUAACCGGAGAUAACCGGUCGGUCUUGCCACAGUGGCUGCAGAACGCUAAAGCCGACAACGUCGGUGACAAGAAACCUACGAAAGAUCAAGAGAUAGUGGAGUUGCAGAAUAAAUGGAAUGACUUGUGUUUGCGUUUACAUCCAAAACCAUCUCUGUCUGAAAUAACGGCUCCUUCGUCCUUGUCUAUGUUGAAACCAAACCCAAGAUCGGACAUAACUCCACCUGGAAGUCCAAUCGCUACAGAUUUGGUUCUCGGACGUUCCAACAACAGAAUUGUAUCAUCACCGGAGAAAAAGAAGACUAGUGAAGCCCUUUCCGGAAAGCUAGGAGACUCAUUCGACAUCGAUCUAUUCAAAAAGCUACUCAAGGGCUUAGCGAAAACCGUCUGGUGGCAGCACGACGCAGCCUCUUCGGUAGCAUCAGCGAUCACCGAAUGCAAACACGGAAACGGGAGAUCAAAAGGUGAUAUUUGGUUAAUGUUCACCGGUCCAGACAGAACCGGGAAGACCAAAAUGGCCUCGGCGCUGUCCGAUCUCGUCUCGGGAAGCCAACCGAUAACCAUCAGCCUCGGCUCCGGUUCACGGACCGACGAUGGUUUAAGCCUCCGUGGCAAAACGGCGUUGGAUAGGUUAGCGGAAACCGUUAGGAGAAACCCGUUCGCGGUUAUUGUGAUGGAAGACAUCGACGAAGCUGAUUUGUUGCUGCGUAACAACGUGAAGCUAGCGAUGGAACGAGGGAGGAUCUGUGAUUCGUAUGGACGUGAGGUUAGUCUAGGGAACGUUAUUAUAAUCCUGACUACAGAUUCGUCGCACGGUUUAGCUGAACAAGUUGUUCCUAUUGACGAGACAAGACUAGAGAGUCUGGUGAGGAGAGGAUGGAAGCUAAAACUCUCGGUUUGUAACAGAAGCAAUACACGGAAACGAAAACCAAACUGGCGUUGUAACGACCAAACAAAGCAGAGGAAAGAGAUUUGUUUCGACUUGAACGAAGCGGCCGAGUUUGAUUCGUCUAGUGAUGUAACGGUCGAGCACAACGAUCAAGAAGACAAUAGUAACUUCCUUCACAAGCUAGUGGCGUUAGCUGACGACGCUAUAGUCUUUAGAUCGGUUGAUUUUGGUUCGAUCAAGAAUAAGACCAAAGAAUCUUUAAAUAAACGUUUCUCUGACGGUCUAACGGUGGAGAUUGAAGACGAUGCUCUGGAGAGAAUCGCUGGCGCGAUUUGGCUUAGCAAGAUUAGCUUAGAGGAGUGGCUUGAGGAAGCAAUGAGUUCGAGCUUGAAUAGCGUGAAGUCUCGAGUGUCUUCUUCGUUAGAAGAUUCUGUGAUUAGGAUUGAGCUUGAAGAUGAUGUAAGUGAUCGAUCAUCCGGAGGGUAUCUUCCGAGUAGUAUAAGAACGGUGGUCGUUUGAGUAGUUUUUGUUUUUUUCCGGUGAGGGGUAGAUUCGUAAUUAUUGAAUUGGGGAAGGGGAAAGAUGUAAAUAGUGUUAUGUCUCCAAACCGUCUUUGGCGGGGAGAGAAAAGUUCGGUUAAAACAUUACAGUAAAAAAGAGUUAUCAACGGCUCAGAAUAACUUACAGCCUUUAGAUAUGAUAUGAAAGUAUAAUUUUUUGUUUCU
Brassica rapa (field mustard) is the source of this 4479-nucleotide messenger RNA. Its product is annotated as protein SMAX1-LIKE 2. Lineage: Eukaryota; Viridiplantae; Streptophyta; Magnoliopsida; Brassicales; Brassicaceae. The record is from RefSeq and is a predicted model, not a curated record.